AUGAAGAUCUCCGCCGUCGUCCUCAGCGCCGUCGCCCUCGUCGCCGCCCAAAAGGCCGAGGAUUACUUCCCCGAGUGCUCCAUCUCCUGUCUCCAGGACUCUGUCUCCGCCGCCUCGGACUGCUCCUUCACGGAUGCCUGGUGCGUCUGCGUCCAGGCCACCUACGAGGCCAUCACCGGCCAUGCCACCCCUUGCGUCAUGACCAAGUGUGGUGCCGAUAAGGCUAUCGUCGAGGUCCUCCCCGCCGCCAUCCCCUACUGCUCCGCCGCCUCCGCCGCCCACAGCGCCGCCACCGCCUCUCCCUCCAGCCCCUCAGACUCCCAGAACACCGAUGCCCCCAAGGCCGACACCACCGACGCCCCUACCUCCGCCGCUUCCGCCGUCGACGCCACCUCCAGCGGCGCCGCGCCCACCGGCAGCUCCGAGGCGGACAGCGCUGCCGCUGGCCUCGCUGUCCCCGCCAUCCUUGGCAUGCUUGCCAUUGGUGCCGUGGCUGCUUUCUAA
Molecule: messenger RNA, 504 nt
Organism: Scedosporium apiospermum
Lineage: Eukaryota; Fungi; Ascomycota; Sordariomycetes; Microascales; Microascaceae
Exons: 2
Coding region: 1-504 (167 amino acids)
Source: RefSeq, a predicted model, not a curated record